This is a messenger RNA of Malassezia globosa CBS 7966, 456 nucleotides long. RefSeq lists its product as uncharacterized. The transcript has a single exon. The record is from RefSeq and is a predicted model, not a curated record. Bases 1 to 456 code for a protein of 151 amino acids. Lineage: Eukaryota; Fungi; Basidiomycota; Malasseziomycetes; Malasseziales; Malasseziaceae.
AUGCACGACCCUGGAGAAGCACACAGACGUCGUGGCGCUGCUUUCACUUUUGAUUCUGACGCCUUUGUCGCAUUUGUUGACAAGCUGCGCCACGACGGCAUGGUGCGACUUUCAGCGCCAUCGUUCUCUCAUGCUGACAAAGAUCCAGUUGAAGAUGCUAUUCAAAUCGAGCCUUCUCAUACAAUCGUACUACUAGAGGGCUUGUACUGCUGCCUGAAUGUCGAACCUUGGCGCCGUGCAGCUGAAUGCUGGGAUAUCCGCUGGUUCGUCGAUACGCCACACAGCGUGGCCCGAAAACGUUUGAUUCAACGACACGUCGAAUCUGGCAUUUGUCCAGAUGAAGCAUCAGCGGCAUGCCGUGCGGACAACAAUGAUCUACCGAAUGGCGAUUGGAUCCUUGCACAUUUGUUUGAACCUGUAACACGAUGGGAUGCGCCUACAAUGUCAUCUACAUAA